Molecule: messenger RNA, 1589 nt
Organism: Schistosoma bovis
Lineage: Eukaryota; Metazoa; Platyhelminthes; Trematoda; Strigeidida; Schistosomatidae
Source: the annotation of a GenBank genome assembly
GAAACUUCCUUUGUUUUCAUCAGAUGGCUAUUCAGUCGCAGUAGCGCCUUUUCAAUUCUGCUCGUGAUUCGGUCUGGUUGUUGUCAAGCAUGUCUGGUGGUUAUCCAGUUUUAGAACUCUCGGCAGAGGACCUGCGCCUAAUGCUUGCAGCUCACGUUCAUGUGGGGGAAACUAAUAUGAAUUUCCAAAUGUCAACAUACGUCCAUGGGUGUACUAAGGAUAAUUAUCACAUUAUUAAGUUGGAUAAAACAUGGGAGAAAAUCCUUCUAUCAGCUCGUGCUAUUGCAGCAAUUGAUCAUCCGACUGAUGUUUACGCAGUCGGGUCCAGGCCGUUUACUCAGCGUGCUGUAUUAAAAUUUGCGAACUAUACAGGGACAACAGCAAUGGCAGGCCGCUUCACACCUGGUACUUUCACCAACCAGAAACAAUCUUGUUUCCGAGAGCCCCGCCUGUUAAUUGUCAGUGAUCCAAUAAGCGAUCACCAAGCUGUAUAUGAAGCUAAUUCUGUAAAUGUCCCGCUCAUUGCAUUCUGCAAUACUGACACCCCUAUUUCACGUGUUGAUAUCGUCAUUCCAUGUAAUAACAAGUCAACGCAUUCUAUUGCCGUUGUGUGGUGGCUUCUCGCUCGUGAAGUUCGGCGCAUCCGCGGUGAAGAUACAAGGUUGCAUCAAUGGAGUGUAUUACCUGACCUGUUUCUCUAUCGCGAUCCCAACGAGGAAGAGCAAAAUGCUGAGGAAGUUGAUGAUACUAGAUUGGAACCCGCUUUGCCAGGGGCCGAUAUCGAAGCUGCAGAAACGUGGGGAGUUGAGCCAACAAUGCCUGUCGGGUCAUUAGGCGAUAUGGGGAUAGCCGCUGCUGGUUACGGUCCUGUUGGUGGGACAGCAGGUGGUUGGAGUAAUUUAGAUGCCGAUCCAACAGAAACAUGGUAGUUGAGCAAUAUAACUUAUGGAAAAGUACUUCUUGUUUUCUAUACGGAUUACCUUGUCAUUAAAUUUGUAAGCUUGUGUAGUGCGCUACUUCAGAUUCAUAGGUUUUGGUACGAAUUUAGUCUCUUGUCAAUUGGCCCGGUAGGUCAGGUAGACUGUGAGCGAAUUUCUACAUUUAUGUUGCCGUUUUCCAAAUAUUCGUUUCUCAGGGGCAGGUUUCCUACCGUCAAUUGAACGAUUAGGAUUUACACAUCCCAAUAUACUAAAAUUCUAUAAUGAACAUUUUGAUAAGGAUUCUAUUCCUACUGAAAGUAAUAUUCAUAUAUAAUUAAAUAAUUUGCCAAUUAAUUAAAAACUACCUAGUUUUUUUCAGUGGAUCGAGUUGCAUGAGUAAAAAUGUUCAGUAUUCUAGGUGUGAGUUAAUCGCCUAUAUCUUGUUCGCUUAUCAGAUAUAAUGUCUUGUCUUAAUGUUUAACACUAAAUACUGUUUCAUGCCACACUGACUGGAAUGUGUUAUAAUUGUGCUGAGUGUUAAUUUGCACUGUUUAGUGGGGGAGUGCAUUGAACCCAGUAAACAUUUCUGUGCUUGGUGAAAACUUGUAAAUGAAACACAAACAUAUACCGGGAAAUCAUUAUUAUUGGUAAACCUUAUGCGCCUAAACA